CGUCAGGAAACUUCAUGGCAGUGGCCGCUGUUUUCUGACUUUUCCAUAAAUCCGUUGAAUUCGCGUUCAUCGUUUUAUAAUUUUGACUUAAACCCCUUCAAACAAAUAAAAUAAACCAUGGGUGACAAGGUUGAUGAACAAGUUAAGAAGAAGAGGACCUUCAAGAAGUUCACAUACAGAGGAGUUGAUCUGGAUCAACUUCUCGAUAUGCCAAAUGAACAACUUAUGGAGUUGAUGCACUGCCGUGCCAGAAGGCGUUUCAGCCGUGGUCUUAAACGUAAACCAAUGGCCUUGGUGAAAAAACUCCGCAAAGCCAAAAAAGAGGCUCCUCCACUAGAAAAACCAGAAAUCGUAAAGACGCAUUUACGUAACAUGAUCAUUGUACCAGAAAUGGUAGGAUCCAUUGUCGGUGUUUACAACGGCAAAACCUUCACACAGGUUGAAAUCAAACCUGAAAUGAUUGGACACUACUUGGGAGAAUUUGCCCUGACGUACAAACCUGUAAAGCACGGUAGACCCGGUAUUGGUGCCACCCACAGUUCCCGUUUCAUUCCUCUCAAGUAAAUGUUUUGUUAUUUACAUUUAGGUUAUGUAACAAUAAAUUUAUUUGAUUGGU
Brassicogethes aeneus is the source of this 616-nucleotide messenger RNA. NCBI's taxonomy places the organism in Eukaryota, Metazoa, Arthropoda, Insecta, Coleoptera, Nitidulidae. The record is from the annotation of a GenBank genome assembly.